Plasmodium yoelii is the source of this 963-nucleotide messenger RNA. Its product is annotated as PIR protein. The coding region runs from base 1 to 963 and encodes 320 amino acids. Lineage: Eukaryota; Apicomplexa; Aconoidasida; Haemosporida; Plasmodiidae. The transcript is spliced from 3 exons. The record is from RefSeq and is a predicted model, not a curated record.
AUGGAUAAGAGAGUGUGUGAAAAGUUCCAGGAAGUAAGGAACUCGCUUUCCGAUGAAUUGAGUAGUGGAAGCUAUAAAUUUAAUGAUGUUGAGUUUUUAAAUAAGUAUUGUGAUAGUAAUACAUGCCAAAGUGAUUUGGAUAAAAUAAGUGCUGGAUGUUUAUAUUUGUUGGAUCAAUUCUAUAAGAAUGGUGGUAUAUUACCCCCUCCUGCAAAAAAUAACAUCAAUAUUGUUGAUUACAUUUUGAUAUGGUUAAAUUAUAUGUUAAACCUGGGCAAAAGUAAAGAAAAAGACAAUAUACAGGAUUUUUAUAGAGAUUACAUAUAUAAUUAUGAUAAGUAUAAGAUGGAAAUAAAUGAAUUAUCUGAUUAUGAUAAUUAUAAGAAACUUUUAGAUAAAAAAAAUGAUGUGUUGAAUAUGGAUAGUAAAAUUGUACCUAAACUUUAUAAAGCAUUUAAAUCGUUAUGUGAAAUGUAUACUGAAUUUGAUGAAAAUAAGGAAGAUUGCACAAACUAUUCGGAAAAAGCUAAAGAAUUUGUUAAACAAUAUGAAAAACUUUACGAGGAUUAUAAUAAGACUAAAGAUAGUUCAUAUAAAAAAGUAUUGUGUACUUUAUCAGCCGAUUAUGAUAAUUUAAUAAAGAAAUGUAAUGAUACUCAGUGUUGCAAAACUUCACCCCUUCCAACGAUAGAAACAGAAAAAAUUCCUGAAAAUUGUUCUGAACAAACUUCUGAAAAAACUUAUGGAACAGGAUAUGAUGAAUUGUCUGGAGAAAUUUCUGAGGUUACAUUAUCAGAAUCAUCACUAGUAAGUAAAUUAUUUAUAGUUUUAUCGAUAUUUGGUGCAAUAGCAAUUUUUUUAGGAAUUUCUUAUAAGUAUUCGUUAUUUGGAUUUCGGAAACGAUUUCAAAAACAAAAAUUAAGAGAAAAGCUAAAAAAUGUAAAGAAGAGAAUGAUUCAUUAA